UUCAUGUCGGGAGAGCGCACCGCGCGUCCAACCUAUCCACACUCGGGAGCGCAAAGGAACAUGUUUGUCUAAUCUCGAGGCUACACAGACGCCUGUAGUAGAUUGCAAGCAAGACUUCAAUCAAAUUCAUGAUCUUUUAUCCGCAGAAAAGAGUAAGCGCUGAUGUAUCGAUGAAUUUCCACGGGAAACUAAUCAGUGUCCUGCUGCUGGUGCUCCUCGCAGCGCAAGGGUGCUUUACAUCCAAGGGGGAGGACAGACUGUUUCGGAGGUUGUUCAGGAGGUACAACCAGUUCAUCCGACCGGUGGAGAAUGUAUCUGACCCAGUCACCGUGGAGUUUGAAGUCUCUAUAUCUCAGCUGGUCAAAGUGGAUGAGGUCAAUCAGAUUAUGGAAACCAAUCUGUGGCUGAGACAUGUCUGGAAUGACUACAAACUAAAAUGGGCUCCAAUUGAGUUUGAUGGGAUUGAGUUCAUACGAGUUCCAUCCAAUAAGAUUUGGAGGCCAGACAUCGUAUUGUACAACAAUGCUGUAGGUGACUUUCUUGUGGAAGACAAAACCAAGGCUCUGCUGAAGUUUGAUGGCACCAUUACCUGGGUUCCUCCAGCUAUUUUCAAAUCCUCCUGCCCCAUGGACAUCACUUACUUCCCCUUUGACUACCAGAACUGCUCCAUGAAGUUUGGCUCCUGGACCUAUGACAAGGCCAAGAUCGACCUGGUGCUUAUUGGCUCAAAGGUGAACCUGAAAGACUUCUGGGAAAGUGGUGAGUGGGAGAUAAUUGAUGCACCAGGAUACAAGCAUGACAUCAAGUACAACUGCUGCGAGGAGAUCUACCCUGACAUCACAUACUCCUUCUACAUUCGCCGCCUGCCUCUCUUCUACACCAUCAAUCUCAUCAUCCCAUGCCUCCUCAUUUCCUUCCUCACAGUGCUGGUCUUCUAUCUCCCGUCUGACUGCGGCGAGAAGGUCACCCUGUGUAUCUCAGUCCUCCUGUCUCUCACUGUGUUCCUGCUGGUCAUCACUGAGACCAUCCCUUCAACGUCUCUCGUCAUCCCUCUUAUCGGAGAGUACCUCCUCUUCACUAUGAUUUUCGUCACCCUCAGCAUAGUAAUCACUGUGUUUGUGCUGAAUGUCCACUACCGCACCCCAAUGACUCACACAAUGCCGGAGUGGGUGAGGUCUGUGUUCCUCGGGGUGCUGCCCAGGGUGAUGCUGAUGAGGCGGCCCAUCGACCAGGGCUGCUCCUCGUCUGCUAUCACAGCAGGAGGAGGGAGCAUUAGAGGAAACAAGAAGAGAAAGAACAGCAUAGGAGGAGGAAGUAGCUCAGCAAGUGUUAGUGUUGGAGGAAUAACUGGGGGCGUACCAUGUCCACCGCUGGAUGGUGCUGCAGCAGGAGGAGUGUCAACCUCAACUGGUGGCCCCAUGAACUGUGUGGAGUACGGUGACCUGAACCGGGACAAGAAGCGGGAUAUGAACAGGAGGUGCCCUUACAGAGGCAAAGAGGUACCCACUCCUGUCCCUCCCCCCAUGGGGCCACCCCCACCUCCCCAGCCACCCCAGAACCAGGGGCCCCAGGAGUCAGAGCUGCCCAAGCUACCGAGGCAACUGAAUACACCUUCACCAGUCAACGCUGUUGUUGCCUUUUCUGUGGUUUCACCAGAGAUCAAGCAGGCCAUUGAGAGCGUAAAGUACAUCGCGGAGAACAUGAGGACUCGCAACAAAGCCAAAGAGGUGGAGGAUGACUGGAAAUAUGUGGCCAUGGUCAUCGACAGGAUCUUCCUGUGGGUUUUUGUGACAGUGUGUGUACUGGGAACACUGGGACUCUUCCUCCAGCCACUCAUCAGCUUCUUUAAAUGAGACACUUUUCUUUCUCACGUCUCUUUCUCUCUCUCUCUCUCUCUCUCUCUCUCUCUCUCUCUUUGUCAACUUCUGUGUGUCUCUGAAUCCCUAUUUGAUUUACUUUUGGGAAUUAUCCCUCCCACAGCUCUUUCACAUCACACAACUGAGAUGUCUUCUUUCUCCUUUUCUAGCUUUUGUCUCUUCUCCUCUUUCUCCUUUCUCGUUCUCCACAAUCAGCAUUCAGCUGUCUGCUUCCUCGUAUGACUUAUCCUCAUCUCCCUAUUUCUCAUUUGCAUUGCACUGCCAAUUUGCGCUCAUUGCUUUUAUCAAGUCUCCUCCCUCACCGUCAUGUUUUUUUUCUUUCCGGAAAUGAUUACCACAUCUGUUCUUCUUUCCUUUUCUUUUUUUUAACUCUAUUGACCUGCCACUGCCUGCAGCUUAUCUCUCUGUGUCCAUUUUUCUCUCCCCCGAACAUCACCUUUCAGUCAGUGUUAUUGUACAGUCUUCUAUUAUGUUUAACGAUGUCAGGUUAUUUAAGUUGUUAAUAUGAUCAUUUCUAUAGACCUCUUAAGAAUCAAGUUGCUGAGAGAAGAACGUAAAUGUCUUUUUGUGUUUUGCAGUACAGUACCACUUUGACACUGUAAACCAGUACAAUAAAGACAAUGCACUUUGAAGACAUGUGGUACAACAUAUCAGUGUAUAAUCGCUACUAGAAGACAAACACUCCAAUAUUUUACGACAGCUGGUUGUGAUAUAUAUAAUGUUGUGAUCUGAGGACGUUUUUAAGGCUGCCACCUUUCCUUUUUUGUCCGUUGUCAGUUUUCAUGUUUACCUCUGUAAACAUUUUU
This is a messenger RNA of Labrus mixtus (cuckoo wrasse), 2683 nucleotides long. It is a transcript of the gene chrna6, whose product is annotated as cholinergic receptor, nicotinic, alpha 6. The record is from RefSeq and is a predicted model, not a curated record. Gene Ontology annotation, cellular component: neuron projection; postsynaptic membrane; synapse. Bases 129 to 1853 code for a protein of 574 amino acids. Lineage: Eukaryota; Metazoa; Chordata; Actinopteri; Labriformes; Labridae. The transcript has 7 exons. Gene Ontology annotation, molecular function: acetylcholine-gated monoatomic cation-selective channel activity; transmembrane signaling receptor activity. Gene Ontology annotation, biological process: signal transduction; chemical synaptic transmission; regulation of membrane potential.